AUGCCAUGCGAAUGUGAAUCUCAAUAUUUAAUCAUGUCUUCACCUGACUAUAUCUCGUCUCGUGUUAAAGCAAAAAGCGUUCGUACAAAAAGUACCCGAACAAAACUUAAAUCUAAGCCGAUUUUGACUGAAGAAGAAUGUGAACUUUUGAACAAUUUGAUUGGGAAAUACGGUUGUAGAUGGUCAAAAAUUUCAAAACAUUUUCCAACAAAGAGUUUAAACUCCAUAGAAUCAUUCGUACGUAAGAAUCCAAAUAAAUUUUCUUCUAUUUUCAAAUUCCCAGAAAGAUUGAGGAAACACAGAUGUUGGACUGAUAGUGAAAUGAAAUUAUUAAAUAAUCUAAUUAUGAAAUAUGGUCGUAAUUACGAUGCAAUUUCUCGAAGAAUACUUGGUAGAACUUCAGAAGCCGUGUCUCGAUUUUUGCCGCGUCAUUCUCCAGAUCUACCUGCACUUCGUAAUGCGAAUAUUUUAAGAUGGUUCAAAUCUUCAAGCCUGUGGACUGAACGUGAAACACGUACGUUAAAUGAUCUUGUUGAGCAAUACGGUAACGAUUGGUUCCUUAUAUCAAGUAAACUUUAUGGGAGAACAGCAUUUGCAUGUCAAGAUAAAUUUUAUGCAUGUUGGCAACCGAAUAAAAUUAAAAAAGAACUAGUAUUACAUAGCUGGCCGCAAGAAGCAAUUCGGGUUUUGGACUACUUAAUAUCAAAAUAUGGCAGAUGGCAAAUAAUCCCGAUUCUUUUACCCGGAACAACACCAUUUAAUUACUAUAUGCGUUCUGCAACUAAUAUUUGGGGUUGGAGAAACCAUGAGAUAUCACUUUUAAGAGAUUUGAUACAGAAGUACGGACAUGAUUGGAAAAAGAUUAAAGCAUAUCUUCCACAUAAACGUGUCAAUUCGAUCGAGCAUCAUGUGAAAACAAAUCCUCAACUUUAUAACAUUGAAUAUCAUAAAAAUGACACAGAAUUAUAUGAAAUUGUACAGAAUCUUAGCGUACAAAAGCGAUGGAGUGCAGAUGAAUUAAGAAAACUCUUAGAGUUAAGAUCACAGUAUGAAACAGAUUGGUGCAAGAUUUCUGAGGGGCUCCCUGGUAGAUCACCAUCAGCAUGCUUUUACAAAUACCAAGUGAUAACCAGGUUGUUAAUGAAAGUCGGAAAAGAUUGGCAUUCUAGUAACAUUAUACAAGUUCAAGACUUUUUUCAGAAAUAUGGACCAGACUGGGAAUUGAUAUCACAAAAUGUAUCAAACAAAAGCCCCGGAGAAAUACAACAAUUGGUAAAUGAAAAUCCGAUGUUCUUUUCAAACCCUGGUUUUGAUAGACAUUUCAUUGACGCCACUAGGAGGACUACAGCUCAACCUUGGUCUGAAGAAGAUAUAUUAAAGUUAAAGAAUUUUACAGAAAUACACGGUAAGGAUUGGAAUAAAAUUGCGUCACAGUUACCAGGGAAAACAUCAGAGGAUUGUGAAGAAUAUUAUAAUUUAUAUAAAGACAACUUUCCAAAUUUGAAUAUGAACCACAUGACAAUAUCAGAUGAUAAAGCAUGGACCGAAAAAGAAAAACAAUCAUUAAAAGACUUGUUAGAAAAAUAUGGUACAGAUUAUGAUCGGAUCGCAAGAUUUAUUCCCGGAAAAUCACAAGAAUCGAUUAGAUCAUAUGUUAAUACACAUAAACAAGAACUUUUACCCAAAGAACUCGACAUGUACGAAAAUGAAUCAUGCACGCCACCAUGGACGAAAGAUGAAGAGAAUAAAUUGAUUAAUCUUGUAAUACUUUAUAGGGAUGAAUGGAAAAUGAUAUCUGAUUAUUUACCUGAAAGAUCUCCAAUUGCUUGCAAACGUAAAUAUUAUACUAUCUUACACCCGAACUUUUCAAAAAUUGAAGCGAUCUC
Messenger RNA from Racocetra fulgida, 1886 nucleotides. Lineage: Eukaryota; Fungi; Glomeromycota; Glomeromycetes; Diversisporales; Gigasporaceae. The record is from the annotation of a GenBank genome assembly.